CAGACAUUCCUGAUGCUUAAGACAUAAAGAACGGGGUUUGUAUCCUGACAUCUUUAGAUGCGCACCGUGCCGUUAAAUGCGCAGUGAACAGCAUCACAGUGUAGCGCGUGAUCACCGAAAGGGGAGCAGCUGAGAGCUCUCGCUCAUAGGCGUUGAUUUUUUAGAGCAAAGUAACAGACUGGAAGCGAGAACACCAGAGUGAGAGACGAGGGAGGCAGCAGAUCAUACUUAUCUCUAGAAAGCCUAAACCGUCUUAGCUCUCGGACUUUUACUAUGAGGAAGGGAUGCUGGAUGUGCCAGAGGAGAGAAAUUCCCUCAUCUGGCGUCGUAGCGAUAAAUCAGCACGCGCCCCUUUUAAUAUUGACUAAAUAGGCUCACGGUAAAAAAAAAAAAAGAGAGAGAAGAAGAAGAAGAAGAAGAAAUACAUAAAUCAAUACAAAUAAAAAAAGGGAAGAGAGCGGUAAGGAAGUAUGUUCCGAGGAUGAUUUCAGCCAAGAAAACUCCAGAGAAGAGCCGAUACCGCCUCCAUUAUCUCGUUUGGCACAACAAACACCGGCAGUUGGAGAAAGAGCUCUUAGGGAGCGAGCAGGUGGACUUGGAGGUGCUAGACCCACGGGGUCGCACUCCUCUGCAUCUGGCUGUGACCCUCACCCACCUGGAGUGCGCUCGAGUGCUACUGCACUAUGGUGCUGACGUCAGCAAAGAGAACGGCAACGGCUGGACAGUUUUGCAGGAAGCCAUCAGCUUGCGUGAUGCUGAGUUGGUGCGGCUGGUCUUGUGCCACAGAGACUACCAGCGCACCGUUAAGAGACUGGCAGGGAUCCCCAGACUACUAGAAAGACUGCAGCAGGCGCAAGACUUUUACGUGGAGAUGAAAUGGGAGUUUACAAGCUGGGUGCCACUGGUGUCUCGAAUCUGUCCAAGUGACACAUAUCGAGUGUGGAAAAGUGGCCAGUGCCUUCGAGUGGACACAACACUUAUAGGAUUUGAGCAGAUGACUUGGCAGCGAGGAAACCGCAGCUUCAUCUUCAAAGGACAAGACUCCAGCGCCAUGGUGAUGGAGGUGGACCAUGACAGACAGCUGGUGUUCUGUGAGACACUACCAUGUUUCCCAUCCUCUCCCUCCUCUCGUCCUCAAAGUAAUGCUCUCAGUCUGUUGGGGAUUCUGCAGCCCAGUGAUGAGCAGGUAGCUGCACGGCUCUCUGCCCCAGUGGUCACAACACAGCUAGACACCAAGAACAUCGCUUUUGAAAGGAACAAGACAGGCAUUCUCGGCUGGCGAAGUGAGAAAACAGAGGUGGUGAAUGGCUACGAAUCCAAGGUGUACUGCGCCUCCAACGUAGAGCUGAUCACUCGAACACGGACCGACCACCUCACUGAACAGCACAAAUCCAAACCCAAAGGUAGUAAAACACCACUGCAAUCCUUCCUUGGCAUUGCAGAGCAGCAUAUGGGAACUACCAAUGGGCAAACAAUGGUGACCCAGAUGUCAUGCCCUGUGAUGAACAGCAGAGCCAUGACAGCUGAGGAAUACUUUAAUCCAAAUCCGAAUCACCCCCAUAGAGAUAUUGGUCAGCCUUGCCAUCUCACUACCAAAACACAAAGGUUCAAAGCCAAGCUAUGGCUGUGUGAAUCUCAUCCUCUGUCCCUGGCUGAGCAGGUGGCUCCCAUUAUAGACCUCAUGGCCAUCUCUAAUGCCCUGUUUGCUAAGCUCAGAGACUUCAUCACACUGCGUCUGCCUCCAGGCUUUCCCAUCAAGAUAGAGAUCCCCAUAUAUCACAUCUUGAAUGCACGCAUCACCUUUGGAAACCUGAACGGCUGUGAGGAGGGGGGAGUGAGCAGAACAGAGGCAAGUGUGGAUGGACAGAAGGACAGCUCCAGGACAGAGACACCGUCUCCCGGCAGUGACUCGUCCAGCGUGUCAAGCUCCAGCUCGACUAACUCAUGCCAUGGAGGUGAAAUUCCAGCAUCUGUGUUUGAGGCACCACGAGGUUACAGCAUCCUUGGAGGGAACCAGAGAGAGAGUAUGCGUGAGGAGGAGGAUGACCUAUUACAGUUCGCCAUUCAGCAGAGUCUACUGGAGGCAGGCUCUGAGUAUGACCAGGUGACGAUUUGGGAGGCUCUGACAAACAGUAAGCCAGGAACUCAUCCCCUGUCAUGUGACCCCAGCCGCCUGGAAAGAACUCCACAGCACAAGACCAGCCCUGAGUCCAGCUCUGGCAGCACACCAACCAGUGAGCCACCACGCAGCUAUGAUGAGCAGCUACGUCUGGCAAUGGAGCUGUCAGCACGCGAACAGGAAGAGGCAGAGCGACGGCAGAGACAAGAGGAAGAAGAGCUUCAGCGCAUCAUACAGCUGUCACUCAUGGAGAAGUGACAGGAAUCUGAGCAAGAAAAAAUCAAGGGGCAGGGGAGCAUGUGCAGC
This is a messenger RNA of Ictalurus furcatus (blue catfish), 2425 nucleotides long. It is a transcript of the gene ankrd13b, whose product is annotated as ankyrin repeat domain 13B. The coding region runs from base 482 to 2377 and encodes 631 amino acids. The transcript has 15 exons. Gene Ontology annotation, cellular component: cytoplasm. The record is from RefSeq and is a predicted model, not a curated record. NCBI's taxonomy places the organism in Eukaryota, Metazoa, Chordata, Actinopteri, Siluriformes, Ictaluridae. Gene Ontology annotation, molecular function: protein binding.